CUCUUCAAGCUGCUGCUGAUCGGCGACUCGGGCGUGGGCAAGACCUGCGUGCUCUUCCGCUUCUCCGACGAUGCCUUCAACACCACCUUCAUCUCCACCAUCGGGAUAGACUUCAAGAUUAAAACAGUUGAAUUGCAAGGAAAGAAGAUAAAGCUACAGAUAUGGGACACCGCAGGGCAGGAACGAUUUCACACCAUCACCACCUCCUACUACAGAGGCGCGAUGGGAAUCAUGCUAGUAUACGACAUCACCAAUGCCAAAAGCUUUGAAAACAUCAGCAAAUGGCUGAGAAACAUUGAUGAGCACGCCAAUGAAGAUGUGGAGAGGAUGCUCCUAGGAAACAAGUGCGACAUGGACGACAAGCGGGUGGUGCCCAAAACAAAAGGCGAGCAGAUUGCGAGGGAGCACGGCAUCAGGUUCUUCGAAACUAGCGCAAAAGCAAAUAUAAACAUUGAGAAGGCAUUCCUCACGUUAGCAGAAGACAUUCUCCGAAAGACCCCUGUGAAAGAGCCCAACAGUGAAAAUGUAGAUAUCAGCAGUGGGGCCGGCGUCGCGGGCUGGAAGAGCAAGUGCUGCUGAGGGGGGGCCACAGGCGCCCCCCUCCCUCCUCUUCCUGCUGCGGAAAAAACCACUCUGCCCAUUUUUAACCUUGAAUUUUUUUGUUCCUCAUCUUAACACGGCUCCACCUUUCCUCGUUCUCUUAGGGAGACCUUGCUGACUAUAAUUUUCUCGAAACAAACUGUAUUAAAAUCAUGUCUGACUUUAUUUUUAAUGUACCUGCUCACCUGAACUCCACCACGUUCUUGUCGUAUUAUAGCCCAGUCUUAACAUUAAAAUUUAGAGCAACCAUUUCAGCUCCAGACUGCAAACUGUACGAGAAUAAAACCUAGCAUUAACAGUUUCUUUUGUACAACGGUGGGGUUUUGUUAUGAUUCUGUGCUUAAAUCACCAUAUUUGCAUCAGCAAAAAUUCAUUCGCCUUGAGUAUGUAAAUGGGGUUAUUUUGUCCUGUGCCUUAUGUGGAAAGGAACUUUGGUUCUCCCUUUCUCCCUCCUCCUCCUCCUCCUCCUCCCUUUCCUUCUUUCUGUUCUGGUGGAGGCAGGCCAGGCCAUCGGAUCGCCUGCGCUGACUCGGCCGCGGCUGACGUAGCGAGCGGAGGGCGAAGGGGCCUGGGCAGGUGCGCUGCGCUGCGCUGCCCGCCCUCGGUCCCGUGUCCCGGGGGCUUCAGUGCUGACCGGCUCCUGCCGCCAUUUUCUUUCUCUAGCAAUCCCCCCUUUCUCGCCUGCAUGCCAGCUUUAAUUUUUUUUAUGGUGUGAUGUGUUAAGAGAAGGCAAGACGGUAUGUUUGCCAAAUUUAAAUUUCAAAGCACUGAUCAUGGAUCUAGCUUUCUGAGGUGAAAUGUGAAGUAUCUACUAACCUUUGUCUAGCGAACAUCAGGCCGACUACUUCCCCCUCCCCCCGCAUAGUUACUGAGGUUUAUGAUAGGGAAGAGUUAAUUGCAUGCACUCGUUUUCGAUAGAGGAUGGUGUGGCUGUCGUCUCUCUGUGUGUAUGACUGUGCCACGCGGCUCCCAAAUCUGCAGCCAUGAAUAGAAUUUGGUUUUCUUUGCUGCUCCAGGCAGGUGACUCAGUAGCCUAGGAAAUAUUUAAAGUUGGGUGGGGGGGGAGAGGGCAGGUGAGUCGAGUGGUCACACCCCCAGAACCCGCUCCUGCUGUGUUGCAUUCUUCACAAUAAAACUCCCUUGUCUACAAGCCUGGGCAAUUGUAACUUCUUUCCACCGAUACUGAAGAACGGCCAGCAAAACACCAUUUGCUGCAGGACUGCGCAAGCGGCCCGGCCUCGUGGGGACGGCGGCACUCGCGUCUCCGCGGGGCCGCUGCGCUCGAAGGGCCGUCGGGACACUGUCUCGGGACGGCGGAAGGGCCCCCGCUUCUGGAAGAGCAGCGUCGGGCGGAGGGCGAACCCCCUUGGGUUUCCCUCUCCGGGGGCUCGUGCAGCCGUGUGUCCUGCAGGCCCCUCUGCUCUGCCCUGCCCUCCCCUCCCCUCCCGUGGACCCCCAGACGGCGACGGACGCUUGGCACGUGCUCUUAGGAAGGGAGCUCGCCGGUGGGCUCCACCAGCCCUCGAUGCUGACUUUGAUCCUAAGAGAACGAGAGUGUCGGAUUCCCGCCUUGAUCGGCGCUCCUGUGUCGCGACUCCUCCCUCCUCCGGUGGGCAGCCUGCCUCUCCCGGUGCUUGUUAACCUUUCUCAGCUGAGUGGCUGGUGAAGCAAAGACGGAAGCCCAGCGACUUGAAGGGACGAAUCGGUGCAGGUUCGUUCCUCGCACUUCGGUGUACUGAUUAGUGUUGUAAAUAGAAAUGGCUGCGUUUUCAGAUCUGCACUUUCUAACAUUAUCAAAAAGGGAAUAUGGAGUAUGCAUCGGAUUUUUUGUAUAAUCUUGUUUAAACGUGCGCUUUUUAUUUGCUUCCCGGGCGUGGCCCUCCUGUACAAGUCUCUCUAAGAUCCUUUGUAAAAGCUGUGUUCAUUAAGCACCAAACAGUGAAAUACGCCACAGUCCACUCUCUGGUACUACUAGCUACUUAACAAGUUAAAUAAACUGAAAUAUUUCUA
Messenger RNA from Varanus komodoensis (Komodo dragon), 2610 nucleotides. It is a transcript of the gene RAB10, whose product is annotated as RAB10, member RAS oncogene family. NCBI's taxonomy places the organism in Eukaryota, Metazoa, Chordata, Lepidosauria, Squamata, Varanidae. Gene Ontology annotation, cellular component: Golgi apparatus; recycling endosome; insulin-responsive compartment. The record is from RefSeq and is a predicted model, not a curated record. The annotation marks the transcript as partial. Gene Ontology annotation, molecular function: GTPase activity; GTP binding. Gene Ontology annotation, biological process: cellular response to insulin stimulus. The transcript is spliced from 6 exons.